ACCGGCCCCGCCCCCUCUGCCGGCGCCGCCACGUACCUUCUCGCCUCAACCCUGCUUGAAACCGGCUCUGCCUGCCGCGCAGCCUAACCCGCGGCCCGGCGGCCGGCCAAUCAGCACCCUACGCGAUGACCAGACGCGGGUCAGGCCCCGCCAAUCGGCGCUGCCCCGGAGGCGGGAGCUAUCGCUAUAGGAACCGGAGCGGGGGCCGCUGGCGGGUUGGUGCUGAGGGUGCCGGCGGAGCGUUGUGGUCGCGCUGCCGGGAGCGGCUGCGGAGCCCUGCCCGAGAGGUCUCUGCGCUGGGUCCUGCCCCUGGGGACCAGAGCGAGAGGCAGCUCUAGUGAGUGAUGAUGUUUCAGAUGAGGUGGAGAACCAUCCUGCCACAACAGUGUGUUCUGCUGGUGACAUGUCUCCUAAUCAAUUUGGAAGGAGUGCCUAUAGACAUAGACAAGACAAAAGUUCAAGGAGAACCCCAUGUAGAAGGAGCAAAAAUAGAAACCCCAGAUACUGGGCUUUAUUAUGAUGAAUAUCUCAAGCAAGUGAUAGAUGUCCUAGAAACAGAUAAACAUUUCAGAGAGAAACUUCAGACUGCUGAUAUAGAGGAAAUAAAGAGUGGAAAGCUAAGCAAAGAGCUAGACUUAGUAAGCCAUCAUGUGAGAACAAGGCUGGAUGAACUGAAAAGACAAGAAGUGGCAAGGUUAAGGAUGCUAAUUAAAGCUAAAAUGGAUUCCUUUCAAGACACUGGCAUAGACCAUCAAGCUCUCCUUAAACAGUUUGAACACCUCAACCACCAGAAUCCUGACACGUUUGAAUCUAAAGAUUUAGAUAUGUUGAUCAAAGCAGCUACAAGUGACCUGGAAAACUAUGACAAGACACGCCAUGAUGAAUUUAAGAAAUACGAGAUGUUGAAGGAACAUGAAAGGAGAGAAUAUUUAAAAACACUGAAUGAAGAGAAGAGACGGGAAGAGGAAUCCAAAUAUGAGGAGAUGAAGAAAAAGCAUGGAGAUCACCCCAAAGUGAAUCAUCCUGGAAGCAAAGACCAACUGAAGGAGGUGUGGGAGGAGUCGGAUGGGCUGGAUCCUAAUGACUUCAAUCCUAAAACAUUUUUCAAGUUGCAUGAUGUCAAUAAUGAUGGCUUCUUGGAUGAGCAAGAAUUAGAGGCCCUGUUUACUAAAGAGCUGGAGAAAGUAUAUGACCCCAAAAAUGAAGAGGAUGACAUGGUGGAAAUGGAAGAAGAAAGGCUAAGAAUGAGAGAGCAUGUUAUGAAUGAGAUUGACGUCAACAAGGACCGGUUAGUAACUUUACAUGAAUUCCUGAAAGCUACAGAGAAAAAAGAAUUUUUGGAGCCAGAUAGCUGGGAGACAUUGGAUCAACAGCAGGUCUUCACUGAAGAGGAGCUGAAGGAAUUUGAAACGCAUAUUUUGCAGCAAGAAGAUGAACUCCAGAAGAAGGCAGAAAAUCUUCAACAACAGAAGGAAGAGCUACAGAGACAGCAUGACCAGCUUCAGGCUCAGAAACAGGAACUUCAGCAGGUUAUGGAACAGAGGAAGCUACAGCAAGGAAGUUCUCUAUCAGGACCAGCUGGGGAACUGAAAUUUCAGCCACCUGGAGAACACCAAGUCGGAAAUGCACAAAACCAUCUUGCAGGUGAUCAGCCUUUACUGCCAGGGCACAUUCCAGUUCAAGAAACAGCCGCCGGAAGUGACCAUGUUCAAAUUCACCCUUAACCACUUGUGCCUCAACUUUAUACCGUCUUUAUUAUUUUGGGGGUUGGGGUUGGGGACAGGGACUUAAACAGAAACAGAGUGAAAUAUGAACUGCCCACUUUCUUCACUUGGUUGUGAAGUCAUUGGGAAUAUUACAGCUUUACAAUUCAAACCCAACUGAUGUUUAAAUUAGAUUAAUUUAAUCUUCAAUGCAUCAGUGAGAAAGAUAACAGGCAGAUCAAUUCCAGGUUAAAAGGGAGCGGGAGGUUGGAGGGGAGGAAUGGAAGAAAUAACAAAAAAGCAGCAUCUCUCCAUUUUCUGUAAACAAACCUCCAAAAGCUCAGUCCCUGGAGCACAGAAGUCCAAUAGUUAGGCAUUAAUCAGGAACUCACUUUCUAGAGAAAUGGAGAACAGGACUAGAGAUCCAGCUAAUCAUGUUUCAUAUAGAAACACUUUCCAGAAGCACUAAAAUGCAGAAUUUGGGGAAACUAGGCCCAGGAAUGGACGUCUUCAGUUUCCAGUACUGCCAACGCUUUUCUCCUUUGAGACCAAAUAAAAACAAACCUGCUCUGAUUAAUUUCAAGAAAUCUGCACUUUUAAAAAUGUAACUGCAGGAAAGAAUUUUAGAACAGUGAAUACUUUUCAUGUUUACAGAUAGCUAUGAACUUCGCUGUAAGCCUUCAAAACGGAAUACUGUAGUUAUGGUGUGCUGAUUUGAACCAUCCUCAUUGUUAAGAUGAAUCCAGUGUAGCAGCUGAGUGCUCAUCUUGCAGAGUGGCUGUUAAGACUAUAUUCUUGUCCCUCUUUCUUUCAUUAUCUUCUAGCUGCUCUCAACAUUUUUGCAUGCUUUUAAAACGAGGGUUUUCUUCAGUUGAUUUAAAAAAAAAUUGUGAGAAAUAGAACUUUUUCUGUGCAUAUUAUCCUACCUCCUGUGGUGAAACCAUCCUUUCAAAAUCCACAGUAUGUUUCAAACAGCUUUUUUUCAGACAAGACAUUCUGACUAGAGUCUCUCUGGUUUCACAUUUAGUGCUCAUUCAUUUUACAACAACUGAUAUAAUUUUAUGAAAUUCCCUGAAACAGGCACAUGUCAUGACUGUAUAGUUUUGGUAUUGGUACCAAGCUGGUUUCUUCAAGCUAACCCAAGCUUUUACAAGAAAUUAUUUGAUUUAUCUGUGAAUGUUGCUAAGAUGUAGAAAAAGAUCCAUUGCAUAUUUCAGACCUAAAGGAAGUAUCUUGAAGGCCAAAUCCAAUUUCUUUAACAUUAAUGUUUUCCCUUUGCAGAAAACUGGUUCUGACUUUUUAUAUAAACAUAUCCCUCCCUCCAAUCGGGAUCAUUCAGAUUCCUUCCCAUUCUACAGCUGCCUGCCAACAAUGUCACUACGUGGAAUGGGUCAGCUUUUAAAUAAAUAAAAGUAAGCCUCUGUUCUGGAGAGAUGUAUGCUAUCAUGUGUCAUGGUAACUAGAGAAAGGUGAGUAUUUGCAAAGCAGUUCAAGCAGUAUUUUUUUCCACAGAAGAACUUUCAGACAUUUGUUUUGUAGCAUCUUAGACAUUAGAGAAUAGCUAAUGCAGACUUCUUCAUGCAGGAUGGAGCAUAUUCCCUUUCUCCAAUCUAGUUUUAAAGGACUUAUGUUCUUCCUUGGGAAACAAUGUCACAAGGUCUAAUAGAGCUUGCUUGUCGGGAUAAUUUUCCUGAUGAUCAGUUUUGAUUUUUCUCCAUUUCAUCUUGUUAAUUGUAUGUAGGCCACAGUUCCUUUCCUCCUUGGCAUUGACACUGUUCAAGCAGUGGUAGGUUUCUUCCCUCCCAACCUCUUUUGUGGUUUUGCUCAAGAUGUAUAACAUUUUAAACCUUUCUUCAAAUUAACAGGUCCUUGGUCUUACCUUAUUACUUUUACAUCAGUUUUAUUUAUUUAUUUGUCCACAGAUCAAAUUACUUUUCUGCAGUUCCAAUCCCUUGCUAGGAAUCCCGCCCAUAAAGGAGGUUCAGGGCAGUUGUAGCCAGGUCCAGUAGAGUCAUACUAGCACAGCAGGACACAAGGAGGCGACACUGGGGCCCCAGAUGUAGCACAGGACCUUCUCCAAUGAAUGGCCCUGGUGUUGGGUUUGUAAGCUGAUUCUUGGGAGAUGGGAGUUCAGCCACACUGCUCAAGAGGAGUCCAUGAGGAGAAACUUGGGGAGAUUUGCUCCCUUCUCCACAUGGGUUUUACCGCUAGAGGGGUGGUCCAGCCAUAAAUUUGCAUAACACCCAGAAUGAAGGAUCCUUGUCUGAGGUCCCUAGGCACUACUGCAAUACAAAUAAUAGCUUCUCUCUGUUAAAUCUCUGACAAAGUUUUCUCAGUAAUUUAUCCUUCCACCCAUAUCCGAUGAAGUGAGCUGUAGCUCACGAAAGCUUAUGCUCAAAUACAUUUGUUAGUCUCUAAAGUGCCACAAGUCCUCCUUUUCUUUUUGCCAUCAAAGUUGUUUUCAAUCCCCAAUAAUUCAGUAUUAUUCUAUAUAAUGCAGUACAGAUCUUUUAAAUGCAAAAUAAAACUGGAUUUGCCACAAAUCACAAGUGCACCCCAUGAGACACAUGAUCCAAGUGUAGUAACUUAGUAAACAAAUUUAGUCAAACAUUAGAUUCCUCCCCUCCCACCCCACCCCGUUUAAGGGUAGAAUGGCCCAACUCUACACCAUUGAUCAAAUCCUAUUCUAAACACAUCUAUUUAGUUUUGUUCUGAUUAUUAUAAUCUGUCUUAUUUUUGUGCUUUAUGGGAAGAUGGGCAUUAUGUAGGUUUAUAGUCAUUUAUUAUUUAUUCCAAACCCUCAAACAUUGAGGUAUCAAUAAAGUACUGUGGUAUCUAAGUGCUGAACAUAGGCUCUUCCUUACCUUUGAGACUGCCACAGCUAUUGUGACUGCCCUGAUGCAGGGAAAGCCAAAGUUUUCCUUUGUCACUUCGUUGUGGGUCACCAUUUUUCUGUAUGCAAAAAUCUCUCAACAAUUUUAUACUGCAGCUGCAUCACUCUAUGCCAGCCAGUAGGGUGAGCUCCCAGGAAAGAAGUGCACACUGUCGCAUCAGCUCCUGUGGGUCUGCUCUCAUUGUCUGUCCGUUUUCUUUUCAUACAAUGUUAUCAAUUUAACCUCUUUAAAUAGAUUUUUUUUUUUUUAAAAUGAGAUAUUGCACGUUUUUACAAGGAACAGGCAGAUUUUGGAUUGUUGGAUCAAAUCCAGCUCUAGUCAAAGGUCACCUACUGAUAAGUAUCUGGUCUAAUUUUUUAGUCUCUAAGAUGCCAUAAGGACUCCUCGUUGUUUUUGCUGCUACAGACUAACACAGCUACCACCACUCUGAAACCUGUUUGGCCUAAAAUGUUCAUGACAUUAACCAACUUGCUAGUGGACAAUUGUCUACAUUGCACAAAAGCCCACCUUAAAUGGUUCCCUUUGCUGUCUGCAAAGAGGUCAAGGAAUGAAUGGAUGUGGAGACUGGAUUUACUCUCAAAAGUUUAGUCUUCAGGUCAGGGUUUGACAUAUCAGCAGGGCAUGUGGGAAAGCUUGUCCUGCUACUGCCCAUGCAGCACCUGUUCUAGGAGUCACCAGAGCUCUCAAUCUGGCACCUUUCUCCAGUACUAAAUUCACUGAAGACUUCUUUGUAAAAGCAGGAUAAAAAAAAUAAAUGAUGCAUCGCUAUGAGUUCUCCCUCUGUCAGGAACCCUCUGCCUUAAGAAGAUGUUGUGCAGGGUGCCUGAAAUAAUCCUUAUAAAUGCAAUGUUUGUAGCUUUAAUUACUUUACUUUCAUUUCUGCUGUUUCCUUUCUCAUGCGUGGAAAGACUAACCAGUAUUACCCACUUCAAGCAUGCAUCUCAGCUGAAGAUUUCAUCACCACGGUACUGAUUUCUCAGAAGCCUCUCAAGGUCAUAAGUAUGACUAAAAAUGAUGUUUAUAGCUAAAUGAUGGAACAGAAAGUGAUAAUGGGUAUCUUACUAGAUUUUCAAAGUUGUACCAGGGACUGAAGUGUCAUGGAUACCACUACUUUCAGGCUUACUUGGUUUUAUUUUGUCUUAAAGGCCAUUAAAAGAAAACUUAAUGCAACUUGGUUUUGACACAAAUUCCAUUACUCUAUCACAGUGGUUCCCAAAUUUGUUCCGCCGCUUGUGCAGGGAAAGCCCUUGGCGGGCUGCGCCGGUUUGUUUACCUGCCACGUCCGCAGGUUCGCUGCUCGUGGGCUGAGGGACGUACUGGCCGCUGCUUCCAGCGGCUCCCAUUGGCCUAGAGCAGUGAACCGCGGCCACUGAGAGCCGCGAUCGGCUGAACCUGUGGACACGGCAGGUAAACAAACCAGCACGGCCGCCGAGGGCUUUCCCCGCACAAGUGGCAGAACAAGUCUGGGAACCACUGCUCUAAAAGAUGUAAACAUUGAAUUUCACUUUUUAUUUUAUUUUAUUUUUAUUUUAUUUUAUUUUAUUGUUGGGCAUGGGGGGCAGGGAAAGGGGUAGGCUGGUCAAUGUUGUAAAAAUUCAUAUCCUCCGGUGCAAUAUUUGUAG
This is a messenger RNA of Dermochelys coriacea (leatherback sea turtle), 6219 nucleotides long. RefSeq names its product nucleobindin 2 (gene NUCB2). NCBI's taxonomy places the organism in Eukaryota, Metazoa, Chordata, Testudines, Dermochelyidae. The record is from RefSeq and is a predicted model, not a curated record. The transcript has 13 exons. The coding region runs from base 345 to 1724 and encodes 459 amino acids. Gene Ontology annotation, molecular function: calcium ion binding. Gene Ontology annotation, cellular component: endoplasmic reticulum-Golgi intermediate compartment; extracellular exosome.